UUCUUCACUUUAAAAAUAUUUCUGCUUCGACUAGUGCUUUUUAAAAACAUAGAUGUGUCGCUGUCCCAGGAGACUCCUGUCAAAAGCACCCAAUUAUGAACAAAUUUAAGUAUUUAUUCACUUAAUAUUUGCCAUGAGUCCCCAAUCAAAGUAACACAGAGUAUUCAUGUGACCUAGGAGCACUCUGACAGUCAUUUUAAAGAAAAAAGACUCAGAGGGCAUGCAUUCAUCAUCUGGUUUAAAGUUAUAGACUGGAGAUUAUCAGAAUAUUGGAGAUGUUGGUCUGUUGUACCUGAGAGAGAGCUGGGGCAUACUCUGGUCAUGCCACACAUGAACAGGAGAGCUGAUCCUGCUGCACUACGAGCCCCAAUCUGGGCAGCCUUCAUGCUUUUGGCUGUAAGGAUUACACCAUCUGCUGGUGUGACUGUCCAAAGCUCACCUGAAAAAAGGUGUUACCCCUGGUCGGGUCCAUGCCUGCUAAAUAUGCAGGUGACGUGAGGGUUACGCCUGGCGAACUAAAAUCAUACUUAAACAAAACCCAGAUUGUUGAGCCAAGAUAUGCAGUUUUGUAAUAAUGAUAAUAAUAAUGAUAAUGAUAAUGAUGAUGAUGAUGAUGAUAAUAAUAAUAAUAAUAAUAACAACAAUAAUAAUAAUAAUCAUAGUUCUUGCGGAUUUCACUGGGUUGGAAACAUGCUCAGAGGCUGGAAAGCUUUCAGCCUGUGCACAGCCAUGGAGGCGCUCAAUCCAAGCCACAUAAGAGCAGUCUGACCGAUUUACACAUCGCGUGCGAGCCAACCGCUUCUCGUGACAGCGGGACAGAUGCUUCUCAGGCAAAUGCUGCCUUCACUGCAGGAAGUCUAAGCGAAGCUGCACUGCGCAUGCUAUCGCACUUCUCUGACGACCGGAGGAUGAAUUAUCCCCUGCUGUAAAACGCUCUGAGGAGAGAGGUGAUGGCGGGUGCUCAGGUCACCGUGUCUUCAGGGGAGCUCAUGACUGCGAGGGAAGAGGAGGGAGAGUACAGCGGCACUGAGCAAAAAUCUCAAGUCCUCCUGCACCUGCAGCCAGUCCUGCAUGGGAUGAAUGAUGACAUUGCCGACACUGGCACUACAGUCCUGGCCAUAGAGACGCAUCAUGAUGACAGUAAAGCAGAUGGAGAUGAGGUCGAGUAUGGCUACCCCAUCACUUGCGGGGACAGCAGGGCGGUGCUGCUGUUUAAGAAGUUUGUGUGCCCCGGAAUCAACGUCAGAUGCGUCAAAUUCAAUGACGAGCUCAUCAGUCCUAAGCAGUUUGUGCAUCUGGCAGGGAAAGCUACUCUAAAGGACUGGAAAAGAGCCAUCAGGCUGGGAGGAGUAAUGCUCAGGAAAAUGAUGGACUCCGGCCAGAUAGAUUUCUACCAGCAUGACACCCUGUGCAGCAACACCUGCCACAGCACUAAAUUUGAUGUGCUGAUCAACAGAACGCGGCUUCCUCCUGGGAACUCGGUGCAGCCGAGCCUGUCGUGUCUGGCUCUUGACCCUGUUGGAGGGCAGGUGUCUCCCGUGACAGAAGAAGCACAUAAGGGGGCAGAGGUGGAGGAGAGUUUGCAGGAUAGGAUUAGUGGAGCAGCAGAGUGGAGCAACGGUCCACGGAGGCUUCUAAACCCUGUAACAGCCAAUGGACAUGCUACCAAACGAAAGAUGGCUGACGUACCUGACGGGGUGUUGACUUUGUGGAAGGGUGUGGCAGACUGCGGGAUGAUGGGGGAGGUCCUAUCCAGCCUCCAGAAUGAACUGUUCAGCACUUUUAAGCGGGUGGAGCUUCACAGUGAAAACGGAAACCUGCAGGAAACAGAUGUCAUGCUGCUUAAUUCCUUGUGCGAGAUGUUUGGGCUUUUGGAUUCGGUGAAACAAGCCACGGACCUGAGGCGCAGCCAGACUGAAAAGAAAAAGAUCCAUAACAGUGUUUAUGACUUUGAUGAGCUCUCGGAGGACAAGGGGAAGCAGAGCUGUGAUAAAGGGACAUCUAAAAAAGCCUCAUCACUAAAACACCCUCGAACUCAGCGUAAAAGCCAGACGAGCAGCCAUCCCCAGAACUCGCUGCCCUCUGUCAAAUCAGCCACAGCGAUCCAGCCUCAUUCUAUCACAGGUUUAUGUGCUGCAUCUUACCCUCAUCUCACAAUAAACCCUCAGCUCUUUGCCCAUUUCUCUGCCUACACCAGCCAGCGUUGUCAUGCUGGAACUGGCAGGACAGACAGGGAUGUCCACAGUGCCACGCUGGAGGGGGACCGAGAGAUCAGUGAGGCAGACGACCAGGAGAAGUUUCACGGACUGGGACGGGAAGGCAACAAGAGAAAAGACACCUCAGGGAUCCACAAAGAACCUGGACGAGGGAGUGUAAAGUUUUGGGAGGGAUCUCAUGUUAGAAGGGAGGAGGACGAGGCGACAGAAGGCUUGCAUGACAUUGAAAAGGUGAUUAUGGGGAGAAAGGCAUCAAAGAAACAUAAAAGUAAGUGAGGCAGACGACCCCAGAGGGAUUCUGUGGGACUAAUUGAGGGAAUGUGCCGGGAACUGAAAGAAGACACGGAGCGGGGGAAACAAUUAAAAACAAUAUGACUUUGUCAAACUCUACUUUUACCACAGUGAUCAUAUGCAGUACAGACAGCGGUUAGUGGGGUUGUGUUCUCACACAGACACUUUUUUAAAUGGAAAUGCUGGAUUUUACAGCAUCAGAGGCAAUACAACUGAAAUGACUCGUCGAUUAAGUGACCGACUGCCCAAAACCAUUGUUCGAGUCAUUAUGGGUGUCAUAAUAUGCCCUAUUUUGCAAUACGAAGAUGCAACUCUACGGGGAUUUUUUCUUUUUUUUUUACUGCUUUUUGAGAUUUUUUAUGACACCAGCACUUAACAGAGAAAAUAACUGACAUUUCAGGUGACAAUGAAAGUGUGCUGGUCUGGUUGUUGUGUAGUAUUAUCACCCACAUAGUAUCAUUGUUUCCAAUCCUUUACAAGUCUGCUGUCUUUGAUGACACUCUCUUCUUCUAGCUGAACACUGUCACCAAUUAAUGAUAGAUUUUUUUUUAGCUACUUGUAAAAUACUUAUUUUAUUACUUGUGUUUUGCGAUUUAUAUCUUUUAAUUUUGUGAAAUAUUUCUCACUCAGGCUGUGAUUAGGAUUUGACCACCUGCAGACACUUCCUGCCUGAAGAUGUAUGGCUCCUAGUUUCUAAUCACUCCCUUUAGACGGGAACUGGGUAACUAUCCCCUUGCUAGUUAAAAAUAAGAAGGGAAAAAUAGCCAUCAAAAUGACCUUGAGUGAUAAUGAAUGCAUUUUGAAUAAAAACCUUCGCAUUUUGAAUUCUU
This is a messenger RNA of Oreochromis niloticus (Nile tilapia), 3337 nucleotides long. Its product is annotated as glucocorticoid modulatory element-binding protein 1. Gene Ontology annotation, molecular function: RNA polymerase II cis-regulatory region sequence-specific DNA binding. Gene Ontology annotation, biological process: regulation of transcription by RNA polymerase II. Gene Ontology annotation, cellular component: nucleus. NCBI's taxonomy places the organism in Eukaryota, Metazoa, Chordata, Actinopteri, Cichliformes, Cichlidae. The transcript is spliced from 10 exons. The coding region runs from base 951 to 2492 and encodes 513 amino acids. The record is from RefSeq and is a predicted model, not a curated record.